GUGUGUGUGUGUGUGUGUGUGUGUGUGUGUGUGUGUGUGUGUGGCAGAGACAGCGACUGAGGGGAAACAAAAAGAACGAGUCUGCCUGUGGGCUAUUGAGUUCAAGUGUGUGAGUGCGUCCGCGUUGCGCGUGGCUUGGCCCCGUGGUCUGAGUGUGUGUGUGUACGUGAGAGAGUGUGGUUAAAAGACGGGGUGUGUUUAUGAGAAAUACAGAUCGCGCGCGCGCGCACCCGCGCGCGUGUGUGUGUGUGUGUUUACACAGACGGGAAUACUGCGCCAGAGGAAGUGCGCCCGUUCUCCGUCUGCGCGUCCCGACUUCCUGCUCUGAGACAGGAGAGAGAAAAGCUGCGGAUCCGCUUUCAGACAGCGGGGCAGCAGCAGCAGCAGCAUGGAGCCCCAAUACAGCACACACACACCGCUGUAAAGCCCCAAACGCACACAUCACGCACGGGCAGACGACAGAGGAGCAGCCGCCGUCCACAGCUGGAUCUCCGGUGUCUCCUUGGUGUUCCCCUGUCAUGGAGAGCUCCAUCACUCUCUGGCAGUUCCUGCUGCAGCUGCUGCUCGACCAAAGCCACAAACAUCUCAUCUGCUGGACGUCUAAUGACGGCGAGUUCAAACUGCUCAAGUCAGAGGAAGUGGCCAAGCUGUGGGGGCUGCGCAAGAACAAGACCAACAUGAACUAUGACAAGCUGAGCAGGGCGCUGCGAUACUACUACGACAAAAACAUCAUCAAGAAGGUGAUCGGCCAGAAGUUUGUCUACAAGUUUGUGUCUUUCCCUGACAUCCUGAAGAUGGACCCGGCCGUGGUGGAGUCGGGUCGCAGCAGUGAGGAGAGCGUCGGGGCCACAUCAGAGCCUGAGGCCGAGGACGAGGACGGCGCUGACAGGAAGCAGUACCUCCACUCUGGCCUAUACUCCUCCUUCAGCAUCAGCUCCCUGCAGCGCUCCCUAGAGCGACACCGGCCCAUCAAGACUGAGCCCAGGUCCGAUCGCCAUGACGACAGCUCUUCCGUCAUCCGGUUCAUAACCAACCGUGGCCACUCCUCCCUCCCCUCCACCCCACCUCCAUCCUCCACCGAGAACCCCCACCUCUCCAGGCUGUCCCCUCGGCUUGCCGGCUCCUCCUCCUGCUCCUCCUCCCCUCCGCAAAGCCCCGCCCACACUCUGGGGAGGGGGCGGGGCCAGAUCCCAGAUACUGAUGAGUCAGAGUCCAGCGCUCAGCCUCUGAACCUGUCGUCUGGUCAGAGGGAGAGGGAGAGGUCACAGAGCACGACCACACCAGAGAGGAGGGGACUGGCCAACGGCACGCCAACCAAGAGCAGGAAACCAAAAAGUCUGAAAAUCUCCUCCUCCUCCCUCCUCCUAACAGGCAGCGACCUCGUCUCCAUCGCUCUCAACAGCCCGGCACUGCCUUCAGGGUCCCUGACACCCACCUUCCUCACCACACAGACUCCGUCUGGUCUGCUGCUCACUCCCAGUCCUCUGCUCUCCAAUAUCCGUUUCUGGUCCAGCCUGAGUCCGGUGGGACCCCUGAGUCCCGCCCAGCUCCAGAGUCAUGCACCCUUCUUCCAGUUCCCCACUCUGCUGAACGGACCCCUUCCUGUGCCUUUACCCAGCGUGGACGCUGCUUCUCCUCUGCUGCUCUCCUCCACGUCCCACAAGUCCUGAUGCCAGACCGAGCUCCAGGAGCGAACUGGGCCAAAGCAGCCAGAGCUGGGCACAAAUCAGAACCAAACCAAUAAUCAUUAAACUGUCACGAUGAACCACACAGGAUCUGGACUUCAUCUGAGUCCAGCCACCAUUUGGUUUUUAGACCUGUUCCUUUGCAUUUGUUACAGAAGAAACAGGAGCUUCACUCUGAAGCUAUGCUCUCUGAGAAGAGUGUUUGCAUUAGACAUUUCAUUGUACGUUUGUUUACCGCACUCAACAUCUGUGUUUAGUCUUUUGCUUUUUUUCAGCACAUAAACCCCUAAAUUUCUUUUCAUACAAAGAAAUGAGUGGAGGUUAGACUUCAAAGAUACAUCUCAUCUCAUUUUAAAAGCCAUCUCCUUCCACUCUGUCUUGAAGAUCCGUGAUACAGACUGGUUAAAACUGUAUUCAUGUCAUUUCUAUUUUUCCUGCUCAUUUGACUAAUCCCAGUAUCCACACCGCUGACUCAGAGAAAGGAUUACAAUCCCUCACUGAGCCAGAGAGAUGGAACCUAGAAUGGCAGAAUCUCCUCUUACUAGACUCAAGAACAGCUUUUUAUUUAAAUAGACAUGAUUGUUGUGCUCCCAAACGAUUAAAUGUGGCACAGAAAUUUGCUUUCUUGUAUAGGAGUUACACAACAAGACUGUUUACAUUUGUAUAAAAUGAAGCUACAGCCAGGAGACAUUAGCUUGCUAGGCUUGUUGGGUAGGGGUCUCAAGACGGCAUUAUAAGUACCUGACAAGUGGUGAUGUAGCCCUCCUCUGUUUAGAGAUGGCCUCUUUGACUCGUCUCUCAAACUAUGUCUUCUCUGUGCUUAAUGUUCUCAAAGGAGUGUCUCUUAUCCAACGGAGGGAAGUGAACUGCUGAGUUUCAUCCAGUAAUUUAUCCAGUAAUUUAUGUAUCGGUCUGUGCACUCCUCACUGCAUCACAGUUAGUGAACUUCAGAGGAGCUGACAAGCAGAUUUUCUGACCUUCGCACAGAGCCAAACUACCUGUUUUCCCCCACUUCAAGUCUUCAUGCUAGGCUACAUGUCAAUCUUCCCAUCUAACUCUCAGCAAGAAAGCAAAGAAUCAUACAUCAUUUCCCCAAAUCUCAAAGAAUUCACCCAAACAGACUAAUAACUGGAUAAUUAGAUGCUACAUGCUUCAGAGGCCAGUAAAGAAAUCACCGUUGAUGAUAUUGUGCUUUUCCUCACCAAUACUUUAAUUUAACAGACCCUACAUUGCAGGUCUCAGGAUUAUUGUUACACAAUGUAAAUAAUCCAGAUGUUGAUCCUUUGAGCUGGAAAUGUGAACAUGAGAUGGAACUUUCACUGACUCCUAGCAGAGCACCUGCUAGCCAGAGCGCUACAAUGCUGUGGAAGUCUUCUUUUUUUUCUGUAAAAUUUCCCAAAUUUAUUUUAAUGCACUGUACUUUUUUAGCCUUGUACCAGCUGUGCCUUCCAUAAUGUAAGAUUAAUGUAAAUGUGUUAAGCUUUAACAGACAUGCCAGGUCAAACUGCACAAUGGCUCCUGGUUAUUUUUAUAGUGAAUUCAUGGAAGUGUAUUCUCAGUGAUUUGCUUGUUUUCAGCAGUUUUUAAAAUGAAUUCCACUGUUUUUAGAAUAAAAUGAAUGAAUUUCCUGCACAA
Acanthochromis polyacanthus (spiny chromis) is the source of this 3320-nucleotide messenger RNA. It is a transcript of the gene elk3, whose product is annotated as ETS transcription factor ELK3. Lineage: Eukaryota; Metazoa; Chordata; Actinopteri; Pomacentridae. The record is from RefSeq and is a predicted model, not a curated record. The coding region runs from base 201 to 1670 and encodes 489 amino acids. The transcript has 5 exons. Gene Ontology annotation, molecular function: sequence-specific DNA binding; DNA-binding transcription factor activity, RNA polymerase II-specific. Gene Ontology annotation, cellular component: nucleus. Gene Ontology annotation, biological process: regulation of transcription by RNA polymerase II; cell differentiation.